UGUAUUAUUAUUUUUGUAAAAUACAGAAAUGGUUAAGCACAACAACGCUCUACCAAAUGUCCACUUGAGAAAGCACUGGGGUAAAUUUGUCAGAACCUGGUUUGACCAACCAGCUAAAAAGGCUAAGAGAUAUUCUAACAGAAAGGCUAAGGCUGAAAGAAUUUUCCCAAGACCACUCAAGAAUUUGAGACCAAUCGUUUCCGGACAGACUAAUAAGCAUAAUGGAAAGCUUAGAUAUGGUAAAGGAUUUACUUUAGAAGAACUCAAAAGAGCUGGUCUUACCCCCACUUUCGCUAGAACUGUUGGUAUUUCCACCGACCACAGAAGAGUCAACGCUAAUAAAGAAGCUCUUGAGAGAAAUGUAGCUAGACUUGAAGAAUAUAAAAAGAAACUUAUUUUGUUCCCAUUAAAGGAGGGACAACACAAGAAGGGACAGAUCAAUGAUGCCACUGCUGAGCAGGUUAAAUCCGAAGCCGCUAAAGUUCACAAUACCAGCAGAAACAUCAUCGAUCUUCCAAAGAGCGACAAGAGUGCUGAAUUUGUCACUUUGACUGAGGAAAUGAAGAAACACCGUGCUUUCCAACAAAUUAGACAAGCCCAGAUUAGCCAGAAAUAUGGAAGAAAGAGACAUAAAAAAGCUAUGUAUGCUGAGGCAUGCAGGAAGGCUGAAGCUGAAGGAAAAGAAAAGCCAAAGACCAGGUGGGAAAUGAAAAUGAAGAAGUAAAUAGUUAGAAUUGAUCAUAACC
Molecule: messenger RNA, 746 nt
Organism: Moneuplotes crassus
Lineage: Eukaryota; Ciliophora; Spirotrichea; Euplotida; Euplotidae
Source: the annotation of a GenBank genome assembly